Messenger RNA from Phytophthora nicotianae INRA-310, 222 nucleotides. Its product is annotated as ubiquitin-like protein 5. Gene Ontology annotation, biological process: mRNA splicing, via spliceosome; protein modification process. Gene Ontology annotation, cellular component: cytoplasm; nucleus. The transcript has a single exon. Lineage: Eukaryota; Oomycota; Peronosporomycetes; Peronosporales; Peronosporaceae. Gene Ontology annotation, molecular function: protein binding; protein tag activity. Bases 1 to 222 code for a protein of 73 amino acids. The record is from RefSeq and is a predicted model, not a curated record.
AUGAUCGAGGUGAUUCUGAACGACCGCCUUGGCAAGAAGAUCCGCGUCAAGUGCAACGAGGACGACACGGUGGGGGAUCUGAAGAAGCUCGUGGCAGCUCAGGUGGGCACACGUCCCGAAAAGAUCCGCAUUCAGAAGUGGUACACCAUUUAUAAGGACCACAUUACGCUCGAGGACUACGAAAUCCAUGACGGCAUGGGCCUAGAGCUCUACUACACUUAA